Molecule: messenger RNA, 2215 nt
Organism: Triplophysa rosa
Lineage: Eukaryota; Metazoa; Chordata; Actinopteri; Cypriniformes; Nemacheilidae
Product: ICOS ligand-like
Exons: 5
Coding region: 340-1293 (317 amino acids)
Biological process (GO): cell surface receptor signaling pathway; negative regulation of T cell proliferation; immune response
Cellular component (GO): external side of plasma membrane
Source: RefSeq, a predicted model, not a curated record
GAAACGAAACUGGAUGAUUUGAAACCUGCACGCAAUGCAUGGUAAUAUGUUUGUAGGUUUUUCACUUUUCAUUUUUUGAUGAGACAAUUUAUUGCCAUAUAAGAUUCCUGACAUGCUAUAGAAUAUAAAUUUAUGAAAAUUAGCACUACGGUUUCUUCGGUUCAUUUAACUACUGGCACUAAAACAAUGGGGACUGAUCAGACAAGUCGCGUGUAGACUGUUUUUCAUUUUAUUUUGGUUUUGGGCAUGGCUCUGGAGUAUUUACAAUAAACUGUUAGUAGUCUUAUACACUUUGACUGUACUCAUCUUUGAAUUUUUUUCAUAAAUAAGAUUAAUGUGAUGGAAAAUACCUACUUCAGUGCUUUGCUUCUCGCAAGUCUCAUCAUGUCACAAGCCGAAGAAUGCAUAGUUGGAGUAAUAGAAGAACAUGUCCAACUUCCCUGUAUUUAUAAUGGGGUGAAAAAUUUGACCUCCCUGCUCCUCUCAUCUGAAUGGAAAAGAGACGUGGAAGUUAUACACACCACAAACUGGACGAAGCAGCAGGAGGACACACAAAAUGUGUCCCGCAGUACCACUGUUCCAUCUUCGGCCCCAAAUUCUGGAGACUUUACCAUGGUGUUGCGUGACAUACGUUUAUCAGAUGCACAAAAUUACAGUUUUCAUCUAAAGCUUCAAGGUCAAGAAAACAGUAUUCUGGUUUGCACAGUCUGCCUCACUGUAGCAGGUCAUUUUAGCCAUACUACUGUACUAAGAGAGAAUAUAGUGAAUGGAGAGAAAACCCAAUUGGUGUGUAACACUAGAGGAGGAUUUCCAGCUCCAAAUAUCUACUGGAUUAUAAACCACACACAGCGCCCUCCAAAAACAACAAUCAUCACUUAUGUGAAUACUCUGCCACAGUCUCAACUCUACAACAUCACAAGUGUCUUAUCCAUCAACAUCUCACCAGACACUGUUGUAGCUUAUGUCAUAGAAAACGAUGUGUUAAAUGAAACGUCGACUACAACAAACUGUGAGUGCCCUUUUUCAUUUUGGAAACAUUCAAGUUUAAAAGAUGGUGUAAAGUCAAAUGUAGUGCAUGGACGCCUGUCGAAAUAUCUGUGGCUUUUUAGCACGGUUCUGUGCGUGGUUGUUUUUCUACUGGUGGCUGCGUCUCUUUGUUACCAAAGGAAUCUGGACCGAGAUAUAAAAAGGAGAAAUCAUUUCAGAUGUGGGGGUGAUUCAUGCAGCGAGGACACCGAGUUGAUCGUGAUGGAUAUGAAGCUGUGGGCUUCCCUUCCUGAGACGGAUGUAUAACAUGGUCUGCGAUUUCAUUUUUUGGUUGAUGCCACAUACUAUUGCACUGAUUAUUAAUACUGCGGCCUUACGGUGUCAUUUCUUACUCUGAUCCGAGAGUGAAUCAGCCGGAAUAUUCUAUUCUCACAAAUAAUAUAGUAAUGAAUAUAUUCUAUUCAUUGUAAAGCACUUUGGAUCAACUAUGGUUGUGUUAAACUUGUACUCAUCAAAUAACAUUUUCCUUGACUAUUUUGUCUUUUUGUUACUAAGCAUGUUUGUUCUUCCCUGAAAUUCCAUGAAUGUUUUAGCACUACGUUUUAAUCUAAAAUCGGUAACAAAUCAGUAACAAUUUUAUACAACUUGUACUAUAUGUGAACAUUUUUCAUGUUGUGAUCCUGUUUGAAUGCCUCAAUCAAUUUACAUUAUCUUGAAUUUCGUAACGAUUUCAAGUUACAUGAGUUGUUAAACAACCUGGCUUUGGUAUUAAGAACUGAAGCUUAGUUAACUCUAAAUGCAUCGGUCACAAAAUGUAUCUAUGUCAGCAUACAACAGCAGCUCUCUCUAACCAAGCUUUUGUGUUUACCUCACCCCUGAAUGAAAAGAGAACACAGUUCAACCAGCUAUAAUAACCCGAUGAGCCAGAAAGCACCUACCAGCUACUGAGCUUUGUCUUUGGGCAACAUGAAUGGCAGUCAUAUUUGUUUAAAUCCAUUUUAUAUACAGUAGAUAUCGAUAAAUUCCCAUCAACUGUAUGUCUGAUAUUGUUGCUGUCCUUCCGAAACCUCUUAUUUCCAGAGUUCCUGUUUUCCAGGAAAUACUGAGUCCUGCCAUCUUCUCAUUUUGAAACCUUUAUUGUUAUCUUUAACUUUUAUUGAAAUUUUCUUGUUGCACUCCACCACCUAACUAUAAUUACAGAAAAAAAUAAAAUAAUGUAGAAUAUCAA